Molecule: messenger RNA, 1270 nt
Organism: Phragmites australis (common reed)
Lineage: Eukaryota; Viridiplantae; Streptophyta; Magnoliopsida; Poales; Poaceae
Product: LOB domain-containing protein 4-like
Exons: 2
Coding region: 314-868 (184 amino acids)
Source: RefSeq, a predicted model, not a curated record
UCAACUCAACUGCUCACUGUCCUCUCUCUCUAUCUACCCAAGACGAAUCAACUGCCCACUGUCCUCUCUCUCAGCCUUUUCCUUUCUCCGGACAUCUCUCUGAACUCUGCUCUGCUUUGCCCGGGUCUUUUUUCUCUGGCUGCCUCCAUUAAAAAAGCUUCCAAAGACCCCCAGCUAGCCAGCCAGCCAACCUGCCCCGUCUUGCCUACGCAGCUACCUAGGCCACCCGCCCAAUUUGGCAACACCCAUACACGCGACUGUCCACUCCAGUGAGCGGCACUCCUCCGAGACUUCUUGGCGCGCGGGCGCGGCUAUGAGGGACGUGGUGGUGGCGGUGGCAGUCGGCGGGGGAGCGUCGGCGCCGUGCGCGGCGUGCAAGCUGCUGCGGCGGCGGUGCGCGGCGGGGUGCGUCUUCGCGCCCUACUUCCCGCCGGGGGAGCCGCACAAGUUCGCCAACGUGCACAAGGUCUUCGGGGCCAGCAAUGUCAGCAAGCUGCUCCAGGAGAUACCAGUGCAGCACCGAGGGGACGCGGUGAGCAGCCUGGUGUACGAGGCGAACGCGCGCGUCAGGGACCCGGUCUACGGCUGCGUCGGCGCCAUCUCGUCGCUGCAGCAGCAGGUGGAGACCCUCCAGGCGCAGCUGGCGCUGGCGCAGGCCGAGAUGGUCAGGCUCAACAUGAGCAACGCCUACUUCGCGCACCAGCUCAAGGCGGCACGUGGCGGCAGCAACAGCAGCGCCGGCUCGCCGUCGUCCAUGUCGUCGCCCAAGACGGCGGAGCCGGAGGCGCACUACAAGACCACGCCGGAGCUGCUGGACAUGGUCGUGGACCAGCCCAGCAUGGACGACGCCCAGUUCUGGCCCUAUUAAGAUGUCUGACUUCAUCAGGUGCUUCCGGAUCAGGUCAAGUUAGGUUCUUUAGCUCAUUUAGCGUGUGAUCAAGUGCGGUUUGAGUCACAGAUGGUCUGGUAGGUGCCUAGGUGGUAUACAUAAAGUAUAUGGCAUGUGUGCGCUGUAACAGCGUGACACUGGGAGGAAGGUGAACCUAGAUGCCUUCUCCUAUACCUUCUAGUAUGUCCAGGGCUUGUUUUUUUGGCUGUCCUUCCAUGAGAAGGUGGAACAUGUUACAGAUAUUGCUGUGCAUCAUGUUAUCCAUUGCAAGAACCUCCCUUGCCGGUAGCAUUUGCGUAGGUAAACAGGUGAACUCUGUUAUGGAGAUGCAAAUAACUAUUAUCUAUGUUUGUCCUAGUGUUUAAUUUAUUUUUGGUGUUU